Spodoptera exigua (beet armyworm) is the source of this 1440-nucleotide messenger RNA. Lineage: Eukaryota; Metazoa; Arthropoda; Insecta; Lepidoptera; Noctuidae. The record is from the annotation of a GenBank genome assembly.
GUCAAAAUUACGAUGGGCCGCGGGAAACAAAAUGUUUUGAUGUAAUUGCCAAAAGAAGUUUAAUUAUUUGUUUUUCCCUUGCCAAGUAUUUUGUACUCGUUUAGUGUGAAUACAAAUUAUAAACAAUUUUAUUAAGUUAUGGAGAUAACAUUUCCAUUUCCUUUUAAACCCUAUGAUAUUCAGGAAAAGUUUAUGAGAGAACUUUACAUUACUUUAGAACAACAAAAACUUGGAAUAUUUGAAAGUCCUACUGGAACGGGUAAGUCACUAAGUAUUUGCUGUGGAGUUCUAAAAUGGUUGAGGGACAGUAAUCAGAAAACACUUCAAGAUCUAGAAAGAGAAGUGGCUCAAUUGAAGGCAGAAAUAUCAAACAAUGCAGCUUCCGACGAUUGGCUCACUGAAGAAUAUGAGAAGAUCAAAAAGAAUCAGAAUCUCAUAUCCUUACAACUAAAACUAGAUAAAAUAAAAAAACAAAAAGAGUUAUUUGAACAGAUGAAAGUUCGGGUUACCAAACAGAAAACAAACUCAGCAAACAAAACAAUAGAAUUCUAUUUUAAUAAGAAAGAUAAAAAUGAGAAAGUAAUAGAAGACAAAGAGAAUGUUAUUGAAGUAAAAGAGGAAAGUGAAGAAGACAGAGAUCUUAUUUUAGAGGAAAUUGAGGAAAAAGAGGAUGGUGAUUCUGAUGCAGAAGAAGUUACAGAGGAGGAUAGGGAACAAAUGACAAAAAUAUACAUAAGUAGUAGAACACAUAGCCAGCUGUCUCAGUUUAUAGGAGAGAUCAAAAGGACUGUUUUCAAAGAAGAUACAAGAGUAGUCACCCUAGCUUCUAGACAACAUUACUGCAUCAAUUCCGAAGUGACAAAGCUGAAAAAUGUUAAUCUUAUUAAUGAGAGGUGUCUCGACAUGCAGAAAUCUAAAUCGAAAUCAACGUCCGUAGGGGAAGAAGGGAAAGUACUUAAGAAGACGAAAACAAAGGCAUGUACCGCCUGUCCUUAUUAUAACCAGACAAAUAUAACUCGAUUGAAGGAAAGAAUGUUGGUAGACAUUAUGGAUAUGGAGGAUUUAGUCAAGUCUGGUAAAGAGCUGAAGGCAUGUCCAUAUUAUGCUUCUAGAAUGGCGAUGGAGGAUGCAGAGAUGGUCCUCAUAAGCCACGCGGGCAUAGUAAGCUCAGGUGCCCGCUCCGGUAUAUCAUUAAAACUUGAUAAUAACAUAUUAAUACUGGAUGAGGCACAUGGACUGACCGCAGCCUUAGAAAAUGCUCACUCAGCACCUGUAUCGAUGAAACAACUGAGCUCAGUGAAGACCUUCUUGCAGUUUUAUAUCAAUAAGUAUAGAGCGAGGUUGAGUAGCAAGAAUUUGUUGACUUUGAAUCAACUUAGUUUUGUCGUUGGGAAGCUUUUAGGCGAGUAUAAUUUUUUUAUGUGAUUGGUUGGCAAACAA